GUCACGCGGCAGCGUCACCGAAGGGGGCAUCCGCCACACGAGCAGCAGACAUGGACGUCGGAGUGGAGCUCGGCACGGAGAUCAGCCGCAAGAUUCGGUCCGCUAUUAAAACCAAGCUCACAGAGCUUGGGGUUUAUGUUGACAAUGAAUUGCCGGACUACAUCAUGGUGAUGGUGGCCAACAAGAAGAGCCGCGAUCAGAUGACUCGCGAUCUGAUGCUCUUCCUGGGAGACAACACCAGCAAGUUCACCGCGUGGCUGCAUGGCGUCCUGGACAAGCUGCGUUCCAUCACUGUGGACCAGGCUCAGACGCGAGCGGACGCCCCGGUGUCCGAGAGCCGCGAAAAGAAAGACUCGAGCCACUCCAUCUCCCACUCGACCGUGCCCGCUGGUCGUGCCGCCCACGAGGGGGUGCCGACGGCGGUGGCAGCGCCACCACGCGACACCAAGGGCUCCACCGGCAGCAGCGCCACGGGUGGUGGCGGUAGCGGCGUCAGUGCACGCCGCGACCGCACCUCCUCCUCCAGUAGCCGACACAGUGGGGAGCACCGCUCCUCACGCACCGCGUUCAAGCACUCCCUGUCAUCGAGCGCCGACCUACCCAUGCCCUCUGACCCCAUCAUCGACAUCACCCCGACCUUGGACGACCUCUCAUACGACCUGAGCAGCGGCGCAGGGGGGUCCCGCUCGCCGCCCCCCCACCGUCCCGUUGCCGUGACGACCUCAACCUCCCCGUCCAGGAAGCGGCCCGUCUCCAUGGGGAAUGUGGAUUCGCCUCCCAGGAAGAGGCCGAUCGCCGUGGUGAUGGGCUCCGGGUCCCCGCCCAUCGCUGCUGCUGCCGCUUCUAGGAAGCGACCGGUCGUCGUGGAGACGAUUCCAUCGCCACCCAAGAGGCGUUCGGUCACCGUAGAUACAGUCCCAUCGCCCCCCAGGAAAAGACCUCUUCCCAUAGGGACUGACUUGUUGUCCCUCAGGAGGAGGCCUGUUGCUGUGGAGACGGUACCUUCCCCUCCCAGGGGUCGUCCGGUUGCCGUGGAUAUUAUCCCAUCUACUCUCAGGAAACGUCCAGUCGCCGUCGCCCUGGAUACCCUGCCAUUGCCCGUCAGGAAGAGGCCCGGUGCCUUAGAGAUGGAUUCUUUGCCUCCCAAGAAGCGUUCCGUUGCCGUGGAUACGGUGCCAUCGCCCCCCAGGAGGAGGCCCGUUCCCGUGGUUUCGACACGGAGCAGCCACGACGGGGGCCACCAGCGCGGGGGCGAGCGACACGCGCGGGAGGAGGGCGAGGGCUGGCGCAGUGGGCGGCGUGUGGGCGCCUCCAGCUCGGUGCUGCGCGUCUUCCCGCUGGAGGGCGACGACCACGACGAAGACGACGACCGAGGAGAGUGGGAGGAGGAGGGGGAGGAAGAGGAGGAGGACGAGGUGGACGUCUGGCGGCGCGGGGGCGGCCCUGCCAGCAGCGUGCAGCUCCCUCCAAAACCCGAGCGCAAGCCAACGCUGCCUCCCUCGAAGCAGGCGAACAAGAGCCUGCUGAUGAAGGCCAUCUCCGAGGCGCAGGAGUCGGUCUCCCGCACCACGAGCCGCAUGCAGCCCAUCCAGCAGCGGCAGACUGCCCCCGUGGCCCCCCGGGCUCGCCCUCGGGAGGACAGGGAGGGCGAGUGGGAGCCCAGGAAAUGGACGCGCGGGUCCGGGACGGUCCAGGCCGACGAGGCGGGCCGGCUGACCUACAGGGCCUCGUCCGGUCCGCGCCAGAGUGUCACCCGCUGGCCCGAGGCCCGGCCUGGCACGGCACGGCCUCUGGAGCCAAAGCACGGCCUCCUGCCACAUUCGGAGCAGCGGCAGCCGGAACAACAGCAGCGGCAGGCGGAGCAGCAGCAGCAGCAGCGGCAGUUGGAGCAGCAGCGGCGGCGGCAGCAGCAGCAGCUACACCAGCAGCAGCAGGCAAUGGAACCGCAGGAAGUGGAACCACGUGAAGUAGAGUCGAAGCGCUCCACUGUGCCACAACCACGCCGGGCCAUGAUCAGGAGGAACCUGGAAUUGGGUCAGGGUGGUGCUCAGCCGGAACGGGAGAGCUGGCGCCCCAAGCAGACACGCACGCAACCUCAGCUGCAACCCCAGCUGCGACCUCAGCCGCAACCGCAGCCGCAACCGCAGCCGCAACCUCAGCCGGAACCUCAGCCAGAACCUCAGCCGGAACCUCAGCCGCAAUCGCAGCCGCAACCGCAGCCGCAGCCGCAGAUAAAACCGCAAGUGCAGACGCUGCUUGUGGACUCGCGGCACGUGGAGGCGCUUGGAAAUGACGCGAGGCCUCACGAGGCCGGCAGCGCUCGGCCCGUGGUGGUGUUUGCCGACACGCGCUCCUUCGUGCUGACGGACGAGGAGAGGGGCCAGACGCGAGACCCCCCCAGGGAGACUGUUACGGUGGCGGCAGUGGCGGCAGUGGCGACCGCGGUGAUGCCCGCCGCUCCGACCAGCAACUCGCUGGCGCAUCGUCUGGGCGCCACGCCGCCAGCCGUCAUCGCGCCGCCACGGCUCAUACGGAACCGAAACCCCGAACCGCCGCGCCGGCCCGUGAGCCCCAAGUUCAUCGUGACGCUGGACGGCGUCGCGACGCCUCCGGCGGGGGCGGCCUCAUUUGCCGGCGACGCGGACGACGAUGACGUGACGAUGACCGCCGUGGCGUUGGCGGCGUCGGGUGCCGAGGUGGAGGAGAUGGAGCCGUGCUACUCCGAGUUGGAGGCCAUGGGCGGCGGCGUCGUCGACAUGGAGGAGAUGGAGCUGUCGGUGCCGCUCGGGAGGCCCCACGUGUUUGUGCAGGCGCAGGACGGCAAGCUGAUGCAGAUCCCCAAGCUCAAGCCCGUGGCCGUGUCGCUGGGAGAGUCGGAUGACGACUCGGACGAGGGCUACGUCCCCGAGGCGCAAGCGAAAGGGCGCGAGCGCUGCCGCUUCUGGCCCGGCUGCAGCAACGGGGAAGCGUGCCCCUUCCACCACCCGACGCAGUGUUGCAAACGUUUCCCCAACUGCAAGUUCGGCGAUCGGUGCCUUUACAUCCACCCGGUGUGCCGCUUUGACGGCAAGUGCAGCAAGGUGGAGUGCCCCUUCACGCACACGGAGAAACGCCGCCCUGCGCAGCCUGCCAAGCCAGUGGCAGCCCCGGUCGUCUCUUCUUCCGCUCAAUGCCGCUUCUUCCCCGAGUGCAAGAACCUGGAAUGUCCCUUCGAGCACCCAAAGCCGUGCCGCUAUGGGGUUCGCUGCAAGCGGACCGGCUGCGUCUUCUACCACCCCUCGCCGCCCUCUCUGCCUCCCCGGCAGGCGCUCAAGUGGACCAAACCCCAGGAGGUCAAGUGAGGAUUCUUUAUGUUGAAGAGAGGAAUAUACGCAAGACUUGCCCCGUCUGGCAACCUUUAAUCAACACACACAAACAUUUAGAAACUCAUUGACACUUCACCACGAGACUGGGUGAAAUCCUGUGAUGGGUUAUGUCUUGCCGCCGAUUGUGAGCUGGAAACGUAUGACAAAGUCACGAUUGUAAAAAUAAAUACAAUUUUAAAUAAAAAAAUAUUCGAAAAUAUUAUUUUUUACCCUUAAUGCGUCAGAUCUCAGAGUUGAGAUGUUUAAUUGUUCCAUGGGAAAUCCCGUUCAGCCAGUUAACCCAGCUAGUUUUCUCGGGAGAUCCAUGCUGCAUCGGCACGAAACAACAUCAAUGUGAUCCGUACGCAGGAACAGGCAACAUCGGAACAGAAUGCUUCGGGAGGUGCAGGGAAAAUAAAAUCCAUCAAGAACCAAAAAAUAACAACAUUAAUAUAACCAUGCAUAUUGCACCAAAAUUUAAGACGAAGUGACUAAUGGUUAGAGAGGCGAUAAUCGCAAGGCGCAACGAACACAACCGAGGGGAUUAAACAGCCAGUCAAUCCUGAGAACGCAAAAAGUAGCAGCAAGCUGGUCAGGUACGGGUGGAGCUGAUCUUGCUGCUGCGCUUUCUGAGCUCGGAAUGAUUUGUCAACGGUGGACGGAUCGAGAGGUAGCAGAGGGAGCCCGAUCCGAAGUUUGAGAGGCGCAUGGGCGUUCCGGUAACGUGGGGCAGCAACGUGGAAGGACGUGUCGCCCAACCUCACUUUUAACAGCUGGUAUUUUUAGUAGAAACGGGGGGGGGGGGGGGUGGGGGGUGGGGAGGCACUGCUGAGGUUGCAGCUGGGAAUUUGUGGAGCUAGGAGGUCCUUUUUAGAUGUUUGGCAGGUUUAUUUCGAAAUGACUUUUAAGGAUGAAGACGGCCCAGUGGUGAUCUCGCAUUCGGAUGUCCAGGGGGGGACUAAUUUGAGGUAAUAUAGAGGUUGUAAUGCUCUUUUCUAAAACGGGCAUCAAGGGCAAAGCGGACGGCUGAGUGGUAAAAUGGAACAAUCCGUUUUAGAUUGGUUUCGGAGGCUAGGCGGUUGAUAAUAUCGCAAUGGUCAAAGAUGGGGUGGAUGGCACCUUUAUAUCAAGACAGCCGAGGAGCCCAGAUGGGUGACCGUCGUUGACACUAAGCAGGUUCCCAUAGGGCUACGUGGCGAACGGCAGAGAAUGGUGCAAUCGAAAUCAAUUGUACCGUAUUAUUAUACGACCACGUCUAUGUUCCACACAUUUACCAACGCACCACAGACCAACGUGAAGUACGGUCAAACAACCCUCACCGGCCCGCAUGGCGUGAGGAGGCCCUGAUCCAGCGGUGAAUUGUACACGUGCCGAAAAGGCCAGUGGUAUAUCGCCCCUAGCCAUCGCAUUCAACCCAAAUGUGAUCCAACACACUAGUGGCCAUUGCUACAGUCAUUGCCCCUCUCACUAAUGCAUACUGUGCUCGCACGAAGUCGCGCACCGCUCUUCACCAGUGCACACGUGUGGACACGUGCACAUGGCCCACACGGACCAACCAACGACAGCGGCUUACACUUGUGAAUGCCGUUGUGUGCCGUCGAAGCCAUUAUAUUUGUGAAGAACCACCUUGUUGUUUAUUUUACACGCGUCUUCGGGAUGUUGCCGUGGUGUGAUGGUGAGCACACUGGGCCUUGCGAUACAGAGGCCGCUGGUUGUGAUCUCCGGGCGCGACAGUUGAAAACAAUCGUGGAGUUUUAUUUUAAACAAAAAAAAAACCUGGCCUUAAUCCGCUCGGCAGUAUAAAUGUGUCCAUCACAGUAAAUCUCGGUAGGUUGUGUGCAGUGGGUUUAAAAUGUGGGCAUCUUCAAUACAUCUGGUCAGCGUGGAAGAGUAGGCCAGAGACCCUCUCGAACGUCUGCUAACGGAGGCAGCAGUGAUGUAAAGGUGUAAUGCUGCACACCUGUUGGCCUCGCUUAAGGUUGGUUCGCACUCGCGUAACUCGUAUCGUCGAUGGGUUUGCUCGCGAAUGGCUUGUUUUGUUCAUCCCUCGUUUUUAAAUUGAACCCCCCCCCCCCCCCCCUUCAGCAAUUUCCCUCCCUCUCACCAGAGGUCGCAACCGGGUACCCGAUACCCGUACCCUACCCGAUACCCGGCUACGCGUACCCGGUCGGGUACGGGUACCCGUUUGCAACCCUGGUGCGGCCGGGUACGGGUAAGGAAUCAAAACCCGUUUGCGACCUCUGCCUCUCACAUAUGAACUCUGCUGCUGCCGUUCACACUUGAGCAAUUGGGCGAUGAGACUUUUACGGAAAAUGCACCGUAAUCCGUAAAGUGCGUCCGGCCACUUCUUCCGCCUGUCGUUUCGGAGUAGAACGUGACUGCGUUCUCUCCCUUUUUU
Lethenteron reissneri (Far Eastern brook lamprey) is the source of this 5742-nucleotide messenger RNA. RefSeq names its product zinc finger CCCH-type containing 14 (gene ZC3H14). Gene Ontology annotation, biological process: regulation of mRNA stability. Lineage: Eukaryota; Metazoa; Chordata; Hyperoartia; Petromyzontiformes; Petromyzontidae. Gene Ontology annotation, molecular function: metal ion binding; poly(A) binding. Gene Ontology annotation, cellular component: cytoplasm; nucleus. The record is from RefSeq and is a predicted model, not a curated record.